AUACGAUAUUAUAUAUUGGUUGUGCAUUGGGUUUUCAACAUUGGUCCAAUAUUAGAAGGUUGACACUUUAACCAAUAUUAGUCCAAUUUUUUUUGUAACCCAAGCGGUCCCGAUAGCUAGCUACAGCUCGAUUGUCUUUUAUCAGAUUCGCAAGCCUCCUCCCGCGUUAAAAUAAAUGCGAAUCUGAUAAAAGACGAUCGAGCUGUAGCUAGCUAUCGGUCGGAGAAAAGUCGUGUAGCGAUAGCUUUCAGUAGUCAAGUAACAAUGGCUCUACGAUAUACAAACCAAGAAUUAGCGGAUAUGCUGCUAAUUUAUGGCGAAUGUCAUAAGAAUGCGAGAAGAGCUGCAGCUCUGUACGCAGUUCAUUAUCCGGAUAGGCGGCACCCGGCGUAUUCGCGAGUGUAUAUCGUAGACUUUGCCAAUCUGGAACUGCACGAAUCAACACGUCCUCGAAAUGUUCGAGAACGCGACGAACAAGUCAUCCAACAAGUACGAGAAGCCGUGUCAGCGAAUCCACACACGAGCACUAGGUGUGUUGGACGUGAACUUAAUUUACAUAAUGUCAGGGUGCACAGGAUAAUUAAGAAAAACCUACAGCAUCUAUUCAAACGAUAUACGACGCAACAAUUAUUGCCGCAAGAUUUACCUCGCCGAGAACAAUUUUGCGAUUGGAUCACAGAUCAAGUUGACAUAGAAAAUAUCGCAAAUGAUAAUUUUCUACGAAAAAUUUUAUGGACGGACGAAUGCACGUUUCGGAGCGAUGGUCGCAUCAAUCUUCUUCUUCUUCUUUCGUUGAAUUGGCACCCGUCCCCAGUAACUAGUAGGGCAGGGACGAUUUGGCCAUUAACCAGAAUAAUUUUUCGGGUAACAGAAAGGUAUAGAUGGUGGGGUGAGAGAUGUAACGGGUAGACAGUGAUUAUGAUGAUAGAAAGAAUUGGUGAUGGCGGAGCAACCGGAGCUCCGGGAGCACGCGCGCGCGCUUCGAACAGCUACGGAGCUACUUGAAGUUAGAGUC
This is a messenger RNA of Solenopsis invicta (red fire ant), 1015 nucleotides long. RefSeq lists its product as uncharacterized. The transcript has 2 exons. Bases 265 to 909 code for a protein of 214 amino acids. The record is from RefSeq and is a predicted model, not a curated record. NCBI's taxonomy places the organism in Eukaryota, Metazoa, Arthropoda, Insecta, Hymenoptera, Formicidae.